Molecule: messenger RNA, 4290 nt
Organism: Strongylocentrotus purpuratus (purple sea urchin)
Lineage: Eukaryota; Metazoa; Echinodermata; Echinoidea; Camarodonta; Strongylocentrotidae
Product: upstream activation factor subunit spp27
Exons: 10
Coding region: 120-1001 (293 amino acids)
Cellular component (GO): nucleus
Source: RefSeq, a predicted model, not a curated record
UUUGUUUUCAAUCAGACAGAAAGGCGGACAAACUCCUGCGAUUUGUAAAAAUAUUUUUUAGAUUUCUCAUUAAAUUUCUCACGAAAUUUCGUAGUAAGGAUAUCCAGAAACUCUUGAAAAUGGCUCCUCCAACUGAGGACGACCUUAGGCGAGAAAUUUCGACAAUACUUCAAGGAGCUGAUUUGUCAACGUUGUCAUCCAAGAAAGUGAGACUCAAACUCCAGGGUAUUUUCACAGUUGACCUUGCUGAUAGGAAGAAACAGAUUGAUCAGAUUUUGAUGGCUCUUAUCGCUGAAAGUCAUUCCGCUGCAGCAGCUGCUAAGGAGAAGGAAGAGACCAAGGAGGUCGCUCAAACCAGUGCAGAGCAUGUCAGUGAGAAAGGUGAUGCUCAUCGCUCUGAUUCCUCUUCAGAUGAGCUUAGAGAUGGAAGCCCACCUGUUAAGAGGAAGAAAAAGAAGAAGAAAGAAAGCUCCAAACCAGCUGCCAAACCAAAGGAAAAGAAGGAGAAGACUUCUCGCAAGAAAGAAACAAAAACUGCAAAGAAGAGGGAGGCACCCAAGAGCCAAGCUAACGUAGAGGAUUCAGAUGACGAACUGACAAUAAACGAUGAAGAGUUGGCGUGGAAACUACACCAGGAGGAGAGCAGGAGAACAAGAAAUCCCACAAGGAAAGCAGCUGCAGUCAAGAGUAAAUCAACCUCCAAGAAAGCCAACGGGGCCUCCAAGGAUAAGGGAAAGACAGGUUAUGUAGCGGAUAUGAUCUUGUCACCAGAACUUGCCAAUAUUAUAGGAGCAGAAAGAAUGUCAAGACAUGAAGUUGUGAAGAGAAUGUGGGCAAUUGUCAAAGAGAGGAAUCUUAUGGAUCCAAAGAAUAAGCAGUACCACAUAUGUGAUGAUGAACUACUCAGAGUAUUUGGUCAGAGGAGGAUUCGAACAUUCAGUAUGAUGAAGUAUCUCAAGGGACAUAUUAAAGACCCAAGAAAUCUCACCACACCUGUUUAGUCAUCAUUCUUGCCUUUGUAAUUUUUGAUAAUAACUCUGUAUAUAUUCUGGGACUUUUAGACAGGCAAUUUUUUCAGGGCUCCGUCGCUCACACGAGGACCAAAGAUGCUGCGAAGAGAAAAGGGGAGGAUGGAAAGAGGAAAUGUGGAAGCGACAAGAAAUAUACACUCAUUUAUCCUAGGAAGCAAAUUGCAGUUGCUCUGUAAUUCUUUAGAGAAACAAUUUGACCAAUUCUUGUCAAAAGUCAUUUUGGAUAUUCUUCAUUCCAGUUCAGUCAGUAGAUGUAUUGGGAAUUUCCUAGGUACAGUCAUUCUUCCAGAUGUUACCAACUACAUAAUUUUUCUUUUCUUAGCCUUAUGUUUGUAGAAGGUUGAUAGUAUUGCAAAAGCUCGGACAAGACCAAAUAAUGAUAAUUUACUGUAGUGACAAUUACAUCCAUUUCUUCAUCAUACCCAGUAUUGUAUGUGACAAAAGAAAAAUGACCUCAUUUUUGAAACUCUAUAACCUCUCUUUCAUGACAUACUGAAAUGCUGCAAAACGAAAACAAUCCCUCUAUUUUCUAUUUUUUUCUUCUCCAAUUACUUUUGAUAGCUAACCUUAAUAUUUUGUCUUUAAAUCAUAUGACAAUCAGGCAAAGUAGUCUGCCUUAUGUUUCCAAUUACCUAAUUGCUGUGUAUUGCUAUUUUCUUGCCUUCACUAACAGAUGUAAACCAUAAUGCAUAAUGUUCUGAUUUUGAUUUAGAACAUAAAAUGUCUACAGUUACAUUGUACAUAAUUAGAAGAUAGCAGAAAAUUAUGCAAAGAAAUUCUUAAUAUUAAAUUUCUUCCCAAUUCAUUAAAUAAAUUUCAAAAGUUAUGUGAUAACCGAAUCAUGAUAGGUGUGAUAAAUCAGAGUAUGAAUGUAAAUAAUUAAUUAUUUUGCAUGUAUUCAAAGUAUUACAAUGUGUUGGUAAGGGCCCUGAAACCUGUCUGAAAUUAUAUGUAAGGAUAUGUGAACUAUUUUGUACAUUUCUAGGAAUUGGAUGUCAUGUGCUGUAUAUAUCAAUCUUGGAAUCAAACGUGAAAAAGAAAAGGUUCAUGCAAAAAGGUGAUUCCCCUUAUAAUUGUGAUUUUUCAGGAAUUGAGUACCUGAAAAAGGAGAGUUGGUUACUUUGUUAAUAAUCAUGUUGUAAAAAGAAAAGACAGAGAGAGAGAGAGAGAGAGAGGAGAAAGGAAAUACCUAAGAUUUCUACAAAUUGGACAAACAAUUAGAAAGUAAUUACAGAUAAAAAGGGGAAGUUGAAAAUGUAGGUCUCUUUGAAAUAGUCAAAUUUUGAAAAUGAAAAUGGAUUAGGGAAUUGAUUCAAUAUAUUAUUUGGGAAGAAGGGUUUUUAGAUUUAAAAUGUAUUCAGCAAUUUGUAUGUACAUCAAAGUGGUGUUUUUAUGACCUUCGAAAGUGCCUAUUACAAAUUCUUUCUCUAAUGAGUCUUUAGCACAGAUAUUCCCCUUUCUUUCAAAUACAUGUAUGUUAUAGAUUUUUAAAGAAGAGAAAGUCAAUAUUUUGAUCGCAUUUUCAUCUGACUUGCAAACAUUCCUUCUCGUUAACCAGCUUUAUAAAAGGCUAAUUUUCAUUUUUAUAUUUUUCUAAUCAGCGAAGUAAUUGAAAAUGACCAAGAUCUGUAAAACAUGCGCUUUUCUGUUACCGUAAUCAUGUAAAGAACCGCAUUAAAGCUCAGACCAAUGGCCGAAAAGUUAUUGACAUAAUGUUUUUAUACCUGAAUUCAAAGAUGAUUUAAACAUACUAUGGACUAUUCAAUUUGUUCACUAUGGGCAGCAAAACUUGUAAACGUAAAUAGUAAAAGGGUAAUCAAAAUACAAGCAAACAGAAGCUAGAAAAAUGUAAUUUUUCUAAAUCUCUCAAAAACAAACAACAGAUCUUUAUGUUUACUUGUGCUCGCUUUGCCUAGUUUUGACAGCCCAUUGUCAGUUAGUGAUAAAGACCAUAGUUAAGUUUGAAUGAUCUGACUGAAUUCAAGCUUCACUGUUUUAAAAGGGAUGAGCCCUAUGUUGUCGAAUACUAAUGUCUUCCAAUCUGAAUUUUAUUUUUCUAUUUUUUUAAUUUUUAAUUUUUAAUCUACUUUUUGUCCAUACCUGUAUCUGUAUAAUGAAAUCUCCCUUUAAUAUGACACGAUUCAUUCUGUACAAAACUGUUUCAAAACGUACUUGUUGUAUUUUUAAGUCAAAUCUAGUAUUUCUUGUUGAAAUCAUUAUUCUGGAAGGAAAACAUCUCAUUUCAUUCUAUUUAGGUCACUGUCCAUGUCAUGUCUUAACUUACCAAGUGAAAUACAAUGUAUGUAUCAUUUCAAGAUUGUUUGUUCCCAUAACUGAGUUACAUGUAAUAACAGUUAUGAACGAAAACAAGUUUUUCAAAUCACAUGGUGUUCUUCAGUGUUACAGAAAUAUACAUUAUCACCUUACAUGUUUUUACAAAUUACAAAGUACACUUUAUAUUGUCAAAUGAGAGUAAGAAAGUCUAGAUAACUUUGUGUGAAUGUAUAGAAGCUAACACUCUUCUAAUUCGCAGUAGACAAUUUAUUUAAAACAUCUAUAAUUUUAAACAAAGAACGAAAGGACAAGCUAUGAAUGCAAAUUUCUAAUUUUUACCAUCUCAGAUAAUACCAGUUUUACAAAAAAAUAGUUAAUGAUUAUUUUGUAUUGUUAUUCUGUACCUUUAGUCAGAGUGACUUCAGACCUGUUCAACUCUGUGAUUAAUUGUUUUGUAUGUAACUAGUUAUCAUCCUCAGACCAUAUUGUUUUUUUUACUCUACUGAUAUUUGAUUCGACCUGCCAUUUACCUGAGUACAAUGCUGAGUGGGACAAAGGCUAUAUCUCUCUUUUAAUUGCUGAUGAAUGUUAUUUUGAUUUGACCUGGAUUUUUUAUAUCAGGUAAACACUGGGAAUAAAUGUUUAUAUAGCAAAGGGGUGUGUUCAUAUUAUAAGCAUUCACCAAGAAAGCACAAAAUGAUGUUUUGAAACUUUUUAUAAUACAUUUGUAUUUUAAACAUUAACCAGGGACAUUAACUGCUGGAAGCAACAAAUUAGUGGCCAUAUAUAUUUUUUGUUUUCAAAAAAAUAUAUGUACAUGUCCAAAUAUGUUUUGUUUGCUACAGGUAUGUUUCUUUGUUAAAUGAUACAACUUGUGUCUCUUUGAUUAAAGAAUGCAUCUCAUGUUAUUUCCUAGAAGAUCUUACUGAAAUAACCAUAAUAACAAUGAUUUUUUUCUUAAUAAAGAUUAUCUUUUGCAUGAAAA